This is a messenger RNA of Bombyx mori (domestic silkworm), 1997 nucleotides long. It is a transcript of the gene NGR-A7, whose product is annotated as neuropeptide receptor A7. Gene Ontology annotation, molecular function: neuropeptide binding; neuropeptide Y receptor activity. Gene Ontology annotation, biological process: G protein-coupled receptor signaling pathway. NCBI's taxonomy places the organism in Eukaryota, Metazoa, Arthropoda, Insecta, Lepidoptera, Bombycidae. Gene Ontology annotation, cellular component: neuron projection; plasma membrane. The record is from RefSeq and is marked provisional.
GCACAUCCAAAACCGCGCUUGUCAUGCGUCAAUGUAGUCGAAACUCGGGCAAAAACAAAUGCUAUUUUUAUUCUUUAUAAGCUAUUUUUUACAUAUAAUUAUAAUUUUCAUUCAAAUUAUAAGUGACAGUUCAGUGUUUUCGAAAUUUGUUCAAAUAAGAUUCAAAAAAUUUUCCUCGUUUGCAAGAUAAAUCAGUUCACUCAGAAUCGUAAAACUGUCAUUUUAACGUAAAUAAAUCGUUGCCUAGACUUUAGAACGGCGGGGAUACCGGCAAGAACAAUGAACGAAACAAUUGUAAAUUAUACCGAUUUGAACAUCAGCAAUAUAUCGGAAAAAAUUACAAAUGCGACAGCGAACGGUCUUCCUCCUUUUCAAGCGAACAGCCACGAAAAUAUAAUCGAUAACAAAUGGGUGCAAGCUAUGUUCUGCGUUAUUUACACCAUCAUAUUCGUUUUAGGUCUUCUUGGAAAUAUAUUAGUAUGUUUUGUUGUCAUCAGAAACAAGGCGAUGCAGACAGUUACGAAUCUUUUCAUUAGCAAUUUGGCUUUAUCCGACAUUUUGUUAUGUAUAUUCGCGAUUCCCUUUACUCCCCUUUACACGUUCCGAGGCACUUGGAGUUGGGGCUCUUUGUUAUGUCACAUUAUGCCUUUCGCACAGGGAUGCAGUGUAUACAUAUCCACGUUGACGCUUAUGUCGAUAGCAAUCGAUAGAUUCUUCGUCAUUAUAUACCCUUUUAGGCCACGUAUGAAAAUCGAGACUUGCAUUACGGUAAUUAUUAUGAUAUGGACUUUCUCCAUUACCGUUACGACGCCCUACGCUAUUUUUAUGACCUACUACGACUUCAAGUUCGGAAAAUUUUGUGAGGAAACCUGGCCGUCGGAGAGACUGCGGCGCAUAUUUGGCUCGGUCACAUCCGUUAUGCAAUUCGUUCUACCGUUCAUUGUGAUAGCGGUCUGUUAUAUUUGCGUCAGCUUCAAAUUGAACGAUAGGGCUAAAGCGAAGGCUGCUAGUAAAAAUUCGAAGAAAGAGGAACUCGAUAAAAACAGGAAACGGAGAACGAACCAAAUGCUGAUCGCCAUGGUAACGAUUUUCGGGCUCUCGUGGCUACCUUUGAACAUAAUCAACUUAUGUAACGAUUAUUACAUGUACGCGAUACAUCUGAAGUAUUACUUUUUGAUUUUUUUCGUCGCACAUGUAAUAGCCAUGUCGUCGACCUGCUACAAUCCUUUUAUAUACGCGUGGAUGAACGAGAAUUUUCGUAAGGAAUUCAAGCAAUUGAUUCCGUGUAUCGAUUCUUCGGCGCAGACGAGAGGAAACAUUCAGAUGGAACAGCUCAGGGCUGGUCCCGAAAAGACUUUUAACGGUAACACGACGACUGACAGCUAUUUAGGAUCCAGCUCGCAAAGGGCGACAUCGUUCAGACACAAAAGAAAGCCGAGUGCCGCGGCGGACGUAGAGAAAAGUGGCGUCGAACUGAAUGAAGAUUUAUUGACAGUUGACGUGAAGCAUUGUCACAUUUCAACGAGCUACAAUCUAAGGAGGGAAUCAGUUAAAUUGCGUCUCAUCAACGAGGAGUCGUUCGACGGGACGCCGUCUCAAAGUCAAUUCUAACAACUAAUUGCCCGGGUUCGACUCUGGAAUCGUUCCCAGCUAUGAAGCAAGUAGAGUAUAAAUAAGAACCCAUUAAUUUUGGAAAAAAAACUUUUUUUUGUAACUUUUAACUAAAAUGCACAUUUCGAUGACUCCUUAUGCGUAUGAAUUUAUCUUUAAAAUUAGUAUGUUGUUGUGCUAAUAGUGUUUGUAGAGAUUUCGGGAAACGUACGCACACUGCCACAAAAUGAAACCUUCCCCAAAAAUCUACGUAUAUCUUGUAGAAAUUAGAAAUCUUAUUAAAAUUAUCUUUUUACCGUAUCUUAUAAACGUGUAGCAUAUGUGGAACAUUAAUAUAAUUUUUGAGCUGUUUCUAAUAAUCGACUUCAGAGUAUAUAAUAUAUUAU